Molecule: messenger RNA, 1263 nt
Organism: Fusarium mangiferae
Lineage: Eukaryota; Fungi; Ascomycota; Sordariomycetes; Hypocreales; Nectriaceae
Exons: 2
Coding region: 1-1263 (420 amino acids)
Source: RefSeq, a predicted model, not a curated record
AUGGAGGCUUUGCGGACAGUCGCUCGGUCAGCCUUCCAGAGUGGUGUCUUUCACAAUAGCCCGUUGCAUUACAAUAUAGUCACCACAACUGAUACUAAUCCUCAUUCGCCGGUCACGCUGGUUGAAGCCUCUGCGAGUCUUGCUGAGGUAGAAGACAUCAACAAGAGCGAUCGAUCACUCUUACUGGUCAAAAUCGUCUACGACGCGACUCUCUCAUGCCAUGCAUUUCGUACCACACAAAGCGACAUCCAGAGACUAUUCGAAAUCUUCCACAGUGAUCCCUACGGGCUUGGCCUGGUUGCUAACGACAUGACGGGCUUCCAUUGUCUUACGGGCAGCGAAAGCGGGCCUCUUACCAGCUACUAUCUCCAAUGCGCUGCGUACAAAAUUUUGUGGACCUAUAACUCUGAAAGCCAGUUCGUCAGGGGCAUCACGUUUGUCAUCAGCUCAAAGAGGGGCUCUUCAGCCUUUGCAGAUCUGGUCAACAUAAUGAAGCUCAAUCUCGCACUUCUCUUACACCCCCUUUUCCUGCCACUCUCGGCUGCUACUCAGACCGUGGCAUUUUUCGAUAAGCUGCUGAGACAGGGUUAUGAUCAGGCCAGGCUUGUUGAAGUUGCCACCGGCUACCGCCCCAUAACGGAAUUAUUAGAAACCCGAGAAGGACUGCGAAAGCUUACCGAUGUGUCGCGCGAGACGAGUAUUUUGAUUCGAAAGUCUCUGAUGGUUAUUCGACGGAUCAAGCAGUGGAAGCUUGCAGCUAGAGACUUUGAACGAUUGGCCCUAAAUCAUCGUCCGGCGAGUGAUUCGGUACGCCUCGGCCUUCUUUCCGCUGAAGCAAGCGCAAAAACGGUCUCGGCCAGCCUUAAGCUCAUCCAAAGUAGACUGGAAGUGAUGGAAAUUGACUUCAACUAUAUCGUGGGUCGGGCCGAGAAUCAAUCUACUGUUGUAUACGCUCUAACUAGCAUCAACUUGGCGAUGGCUGCCACGCGCGAUAGCUCUAGCAUGAAAGUAAUUGCCAUCAUGACUAUGGCUUUCUUGCCAGGAACGUUUCUGGCAGCCUUGUUCGCCGUACCGUCUCUGGACUGGGACUCUCAAACUGUUAUCCAGAGCAACUUCUGGAUAUACUGGGCGUUUGCAAUACCCUUCACCAUUAUGGUCUUUAUCAUUUGGAUGUUUCUUACCCAGCGACAGGAGCUGUCACAGUUUUACGACCGCAUCAGAGUGUACACAGGGCGCAAAGGACGCAAAGCGCUAUCGACUUGA